CAUUAAUUCUCUUGUUGGUUGGUCUACUUUGUAUCUUCCUAGAUAUACUAUCCAUUUUUUUUUCUCCUGUACAUAAACGUAUAUAAAUACAUACAUCUUCUUAGCCUUUCAUACCGCAAAUUUUCUCACCACAUUUCCUCCCAAAAACAUAUAAUGUCAAACCAAACGAGACAAAGAACGGAAAUCAACAAUGGCACAAACAAUGAAUCGAGCUUUAAACAGUCGAUUAGAUUGAAGUACGUUAAAUUAAGUUACCAUUACUUAAUUUCGAAUUUCUUGUACUUCAUGUUAGUCCCUUUAAUUCUUAUGGUUUUAAGCAGCAUACAUAUUUCCGUACAUUCAUUUCAUGAUUUGUUACAAAUGUCACUUAAUAUAGUCAAGUAUAACAUGGUCAUGGUGUUUAUGUGUACGGGCUUAUUGAUCUUUCUAGGCACACUCUACUUUAUGAGUCGGCCUAGAACUAUAUACUUAGUUAACUUUGCUUGUUACAAGCCUGAUCAAGCACGAAAAGUUACUAAAGAGAUUUUCAUGGAUAGAACGAUGAAUCUUGGGAUAUUCUCCCAAGAAAACGUCGAUUUUCAAAAAAAGAUCCUAGAAAGGUCGGGUUUGGGUCAGGAGACGUAUUUCCCCGAGGCAUUGAUUCAGGUCCCACCUAAUCCAAGCAUGGCUGAGGCUCGAAAGGAGGCCGAGAUAGUGAUGUUUGGAGCCAUAGAUGAAUUAUUGGCUAAGACUAAGGUGAAGCCAAAAGAUAUAGGGAUUUUGGUAGUGAAUUGUAGUUUGUUCAAUCCUACACCAUCUUUGUCCGCCAUGAUUGUGAACCAUUACAAGCUUAGAGGCAAUAUUUUGAGCUAUAAUCUUGGUGGUAUGGGUUGUAGUGCUGGUCUCAUUUCUAUUGAUCUUGCUAAGGAGCUUUUGCAGGUCCAUGGCAACACCUAUGCUUUGGUGGUAAGCACAGAGAACAUAACACAAAACUGGUAUUGGGGAAACGAUCGAUCCAUGUUGUUAUCGAACUGCCUGUUUCGUAUGGGCGGAGCUGCCAUUCUCCUGUCGAACAAGCCAUCAGAUAGACAUCGAUCAAAGUACCAGCUAGUCCACACAGUUAGGACACAUAAAGGUGCAGAAGACAAAAGUUACACUUGUGUUUAUCAAAAGGAGGAUGCUAACAAAACCAUUGGUGUGUCACUCUCUAAGGACUUAAUGGCCGUAGCAGGGGAAGCCUUAAAGGCCAACAUUACAACUUUAGGCCCAUUAGUCCUUCCUAUGUCCGAACAACUUUUAUUCUUUGUUACAUUAGUAGCAAGAAAAAUAUUCAAGAUGAAAAUUAAGCCUUACAUUCCUGAUUUUAAGUUAGCUUUUGAGCAUUUUUGUAUUCAUGCUGGUGGGAGGGCGGUUUUGGAUGAGUUGGAGAAGAAUCUCGAGCUUACUCCAUGGCAUAUGGAGCCAUCGAGAAUGACACUAUAUAGGUUCGGCAAUACUUCAAGUAGUUCAUUGUGGUAUGAGUUGGCCUAUGCCGAAGCUAAAGGGAGGAUUAAACGAGGGCAUAGGACUUGGCAAAUCGCGUUUGGGUCAGGGUUUAAGUGUAAUAGUGCUGUAUGGCAAGCUUUAAGGACUAUUAAUUUGGCUAAGGAAAAGAAUCCUUGGAUGGAUGAAAUUGAUAAAUACCCUGUCGAGGUUCCAAGAUUUACACCACUCAAUAUGGCCUAAUUAUACUUUCCGAGUAUUUUUGGCUAAUUUUAUCUCUAUUCUUGUAUAUUUAGGAGAAAUAUAUCACAUAUCAUAUAAGUUUGUUAUGAAAAUUGAAUAGCAUUCAUGUAUUAUUUGAUUUUGAGCCAUUUUAUAUGAUUUCAUUGUUGUAGUUUAGAGAAGAAUAGAAGAUAUUGAAAUGGGUAGAAUUUUUUUUUUUCUUA
Molecule: messenger RNA, 1907 nt
Organism: Amaranthus tricolor (Joseph's coat)
Lineage: Eukaryota; Viridiplantae; Streptophyta; Magnoliopsida; Caryophyllales; Amaranthaceae
Product: 3-ketoacyl-CoA synthase 11-like
Exons: 2
Coding region: 154-1704 (516 amino acids)
Biological process (GO): fatty acid biosynthetic process
Cellular component (GO): membrane
Molecular function (GO): acyltransferase activity, transferring groups other than amino-acyl groups
Source: RefSeq, a predicted model, not a curated record